CUGAUUCUGAUUCUGAUUCCAGCCACCCUGACCGGCGAAGCGCGGCUGACAUUUCCCCCCCACCAUACCGCCACCACCUGAGAAGAGAUCGAUCCAAUCAGAUUAACCAAUUAGCAGGGAGGGAGGAGAGGGGCAAAGGCAAUGGCCGGGACGGAGGUGGAGGACCCGCCGGCGGCGGCGUUGGAGGUGCCCGCGAAACGCGGCCUUCUGCGGUACAACUCGCCGCUGGCGCAGGUGUCCCUGCUGGGCCUCAUCUGCUUCUGCUGCCCCGGCAUGUUCAACGCGCUGUCGGGCCUCGGCGGCGGAGGCCAGGUCGACCCCACCAUCGCCGACAACGCCAACACCGCGCUCUACGCCUGCUUCGCGGUGUUCGGCGUGCUGGGCGGCGCCGCGCACAACCUGCUGGGCCCGCGCGCGACGCUGCUGGCCGGCGCGCUCACGUACCCGCUCUACGCCGGCUCCUUCCUCUACUACAACCACCGCCCGGGCUCGCAGGUGUUCCCCGUCACGGCGGGCGCCCUGCUCGGCGCCGGCGCGGGCUUCCUCUGGGCGGCGCAGGGCGCCGUCAUGACGUCGUACCCGCCGCCCAACCGCCGGGGCACCUACAUCUCCCUCUUCUGGUGCCUCUUCAACCUGGGCGGCGUCCUCGGCGGCCUCCUCCCUUUCGCCCUCAACUACAACCGCGGGGACAAGAAAGGGAGCGUCAGCGACGGCACGUACAUCGCCUUCAUGGCAUUCAUGCUCGUCGGCGCCGCGCUCACCGUGCUCGUGCUGCCGCCCGCCAGGAUCGUCCGCGACGACGGCACCAGGGCCACCAGGGUCACCUUCUCCUCCCCGGCCACCGAGGGCGCCGAGAUCCUCAAGCUCUUCGCCAACUGGAAGAUGCUGCUCGCGCUGCCGGCCGCCUGGGCCAGCAACUUCUUCUACACCUACCAGUUCAACAACGUCAACAGCGGCCUCUUCACGCUCCGCACCAGGGGCCUCAACAACGUCUUCUACUGGGGCGCGCAGAUGAUCGGCUCCGCCGGCAUCGGCUACUUCCUCGACUUCGGCUUCGCCAGCCGCCGAAAGAGGGGGCUGUUCGGGGUCGCCGCCGUCGCCGCCGUCGGAACGGCCAUCUGGGGAGGCGGUCUGGCCAACCAGCUCAGCUACAAUGCCGUGCCGGUGCCCGACCCCAUCGAUUUCAAGGACGGCCACCGCUACGCCGGGCCCUUCCUGCUCUACUUCAGCUACGGACUGCUAGAUGCCAUGUUCCAGAGCCUUAUCUACUGGAUCAUCGGCGCACUCGCCAACGACUCCCAAAUCCUCAGCAGGUACGUCGGGUUCUACAAGGGGGUGCAGAGUGCGGGAGCGGCGGUGGCAUGGCAGGUGGACAGGCGCCACACGCCCCUCAUGUCCCAGCUGAUCGUCAACUGGGGGCUCAUGACCAUCAGCUACCCCUUGCUUGCGCUGCUGGUGUUCCUGGCCGUGAAGGACGAGAGCUACUCGGUUUCGUCGGUGGAGGACGGCCGGGAGAAGGACAGCAAGCUGUCCGCGCCGACCAGCUUCCACUGAUGAAGAAGAAGAAGGAUAGACCAAGAUGCACGUCACUGUAAUUGUAACACGGUGUUUCCAUCCAAGUAAGUUUUAGUAGUAGAAAUCAAGAAACAACUGGAGCAUACUCAGGGUGUGGCGUUCGUUUUUAAGUAAGUUGUAGUAGUAUUCGUUUUGGUGAUUGUUAUUUAUUAUAGCACCUCUGGGUUAGCUUGAGCAUCAUGCUUCCUUGUCAGUGGUGUGACCAAGAAAUUGGAUAGAAUCUAUAUGAAGGAAUUCUUUUGCUAUUUAAAAUUGUUCUCUCUC
Messenger RNA from Zea mays, 1839 nucleotides. RefSeq names its product UNC93-like protein 2. Lineage: Eukaryota; Viridiplantae; Streptophyta; Magnoliopsida; Poales; Poaceae. The coding region runs from base 142 to 1554 and encodes 470 amino acids. The transcript is spliced from 2 exons. The record is from RefSeq and is marked provisional.